AAGUAUGUUCUUUUCUGCUACACACUAUAAUUUGAUGUGCACUGGUAUAUGUAUGUUUCUUUUUGGUUUUGUUUUUUUUUUUAACAGAUUUCUGUGGAUACCAAAGCUCAGGACACAGUAUCAAUCUCAUCGUGAUGCUUGAACAUCUGUAGCUCACUGGAGGAUUUAAAAAUAAAUUCAGUAUGACCUAGUUGGCUUGACUAGGAAAUUUUAUAAUGUCUUCUGGGACAAGUAUCAGCAGAAAUAGGCAGGCUCCCAGACUGGAGGGUGUUGACCCAGAAACAUGCAUGAUAGUGUUUAGAACACACUGGGCACAGGUUCUGAAAAUCUUAGAGAAGCAUGAUCCUUUGAAAAAUACUCAGGCAAAGUACGGGGCAAUCUUACCUGAUGAGGCCAGCACUGUGCAGAAUUAUGUGGAGCACAUGCUUUUCUUAUUAAUUGAGGAGCAAGCAAAAGAUGCCUCAAUGGGGCCUAUUCUGGAGUUCGUGGUCUCAGAAAACAUCAUGGAGAAGCUUUUCCUUUGGAGCCUACGGCGAGAGUUCACCGAUGAGACAAAAAUUGAGCAACUCAAAAUGUACGAAAUGCUCAUAACCCAAUCUCAUCAGCCUUUGCUGCAUCACAAGCCCAUUUUGAAGCCUUUGAUGAUGUUGCUGAGUUCCUGCUCAGGAACAACCACUCCAACAGUGGAAACAGAGUUGGUUGUCCUCUUGAGCCAGCUCUGCUCAAUAAUAGCCAAAGAUCCCUCCAUUCUAGAACUGUUUUUCCAUACUAGUGAGGACCAAGGAGCUGCCAAUUUCCUAAUUUUUUCCCUGCUGAUCCCCUUCAUCCAUCGAGAAGGAACAGUAGGCCAACAGGCCCGGGAUGCACUGCUUUUCAUAAUGUCUCUGUCUGCAGAAAACAACCUUGUUGCAAACCACAUAGCAGAAAACACCUAUUUUUGCCCAGUGCUAGCAACAGGACUAAGUGGCCUCUAUUCAUCUUUGCCUACAAAGCUGGAAGAAAAAGGAGAAGAAUGGCACUGUCUGAUGAAAGAUGACUGGCUUUUGUCACCAGCCCUUGUACAAUUCAUGAAUUCUCUUGAAUUUUGCAAUGCUGUGAUACAGGUGGCACAUCCCUUGAUACGCAACCAGCUUGUGAAUUACAUUUACAAUGGAUUUUUGGUGCCAGUAAUGGCUCCUGCACUCCAUAAGGUGACUGUGGAGGAAGUGAUGACUACGACAGCAUAUCUGGAUCUCUUCUUGCGCAGUGUUUCAGAGCCAGAUCUCCUCAAGAUUUUCCUCCGCUUUAUUUUGCUGCACCGACACGAAAAUGUUCAUAUCCUGGAUACACUUACCAGCAGAAUCAACACACCAUUCCGGCUCUGUGUGGUCUCCUUGGCAUUGUUCAGAACGCUCAUUGGCUUGCAUUGUGAAGAUGUGAUGUUGCAGCUAGUUUUAAGGUAUCUGAUCCCAUGCAACCACAUGAUGCUGAGCCAGCGGGGAGCUGUGAAAGAGAGAGAUUGUUACUCUGUAUCUGCUGCAAAACUGCUGGCCCUGACACCUCUGUGCUGUUCCACUGGAAUCACUUUGACACUUGAAAGCCAAAGAAAAGACUACAUUCUCUGGACAAAACCAGCACAAACUAAAGAUCCUGGUAGACACUCUUCUGAAUCUGCUUGCAUUGUGGAAUAUGGAAGAGCUGUGGACAUCAGCUACUUGCAGUACCUGGGGGAAGCUCAGGAAGCCAUCAUGCAGUGCAUGAAAGACUGUAAGGUUUGGUCUGCCUUAUAUGAUGGAGUAAAUCCUGAUCCAGACACCUUUAUGCAGACACUUGCAGAGGAGAACAGUACAGGUGUGGAACACGCCAUAUUUCGGCUCCAGCAAAGGACACCUAGCACAUGUAGCUCUGCACAAGAAGCUCUGUUCAGUGAGAAGAUGCAGCUGGAGCUAGAAUGGGAUGAUAGCUAUGACACAGGGAUUUCUCCUGGUUCUAAUGUGAGCUCACCACAACCAUAUGAUGAUAUGGGAAGCACAGAAGUACAGCCACUUGCAGAGCCACCAAAACACAUUCAAGAAAUGAAAAAAAAUGCCAUUAUGGUCAUCAAAGGCUCUUACAUAGAGGAGUCAGAUUUUCAGGAUGAUGUUAUGAUUUAUAGGUUGUGUGCCCAGAAGGAUACUCAAGAUGAUGACAGCUCCAAGGAAAAAUCCUUAAAUGUAGCCAGAGAACACAUGGUGCAGAGCCAGACCAUAGUCAGUGGGUCUUUUGCAAAGACCCAGCUGGAAAUGGACUUGGAUGAGCACAGUAAGAGAAAUUCAAGCUCAACUAAAGGUGUAAAUAGAGAACAAAUAAACCAGAAUAUGUCUGAGAUUGAUCCACAGCCAGACUUAAAGAUUUCUUCUCAGGAGGCAGGUAGUAACUUAAGUGUAAAACUGCUGAGCACAGAUGACGAGGAUUUCAUUGCACAAUAUGACAGAAUUAUUAAGGAACUGGAUCCAAAGAGUAUAAGCUUGGAGGAGCAGAAGUUGGAUGCUCCUGAUCCUGUCUCUCCAGCAGAAGAAGAGGAGGACUUUGAGAAUUUCUCAGCAGAUACCCCUUCUGCAAAGAGUGUAUCAUCUCCCUUUGGACCAAAGGAGAAUGUCUCUCCCAAGCACUCUUCAAGGAGCCAGAGUGCACCAUUUACAGGGCCAUUCAUCAGCGUAGUAUUGUCAAAGCUGGAGAACAUGCUGGAGAAUUCCUUGCAUGUAAAUUUGCUGCUUAUUGGGAUUAUUGCUCAGAUGGCAAGUUAUCCACAGCCACUUCUUCGCUCCUUUCUGCUCAACACCAACAUGGUGUUUCAGCCAAGUGUGCACUCACUCUAUAAGGUGCUGGCAUCUGUGAAAAAUAAGAUUGAACAUUUUGCUUCCAUUGAAAAAGACUUCCCAGGUCUUCUCCUGGAGGCCCAACAGUACUUGCUUUUUCGUAUGGACAUGUCUGAUGCUGCAGAAGAGUUGCUCACCAAAGGUAAUGUCCAGCACAGCAGCAACACAGGGAAAGGAAAGAAUCUUCCCGAAGCUUACCCAGCUGUACUGCAGCCUUUCCUGGGACAGAAAGGAAAGAAAAGCCUGACUCAUCCCAGCCUUCCUGCACACGUGAGGAAUGCUGUACUUGCAGCUGCCCUUUUCCCAGAGUUCCUGAAGGAGUUGGCAGCUCUAGCCCAGGAACAUUCCAUUUUAUGUUACAAAAAAUUGGGGGAUUUUGAAGAUUAUUAA
Molecule: messenger RNA, 3227 nt
Organism: Cinclus cinclus
Lineage: Eukaryota; Metazoa; Chordata; Aves; Passeriformes; Cinclidae
Product: FHF complex subunit HOOK-interacting protein 1A-like
Exons: 11
Coding region: 216-3227 (1003 amino acids)
Source: RefSeq, a predicted model, not a curated record